This is a messenger RNA of Tupaia belangeri chinensis (Chinese tree shrew), 6546 nucleotides long. It is a transcript of the gene LCOR, whose product is annotated as ligand dependent nuclear receptor corepressor. The transcript has 9 exons. Bases 132 to 5162 code for a protein of 1676 amino acids. Gene Ontology annotation, biological process: regulation of transcription by RNA polymerase II. The record is from RefSeq and is a predicted model, not a curated record. Gene Ontology annotation, cellular component: nucleus. Gene Ontology annotation, molecular function: DNA binding. NCBI's taxonomy places the organism in Eukaryota, Metazoa, Chordata, Mammalia, Scandentia, Tupaiidae.
UCUCACACUGUGUGUUUUGUCUGUUUUUCUCUCCCAAGGUCCCGUUUCCCUCUGUGCGGCGGCCGGCGGGACUAUAAGGGCUUAACUCAUAUAUUUAACCCCCCUCCAAAAAGGUUUCGUUGGAAGGAAUUAUGCAAAUCCUGCUUUCUGGUGUCCAUUCAGCGGCAAUUUCAUGCGGGUUUGAAAGUAUUCUUGAAGGGCUGUUUGGACCUGCAUUAGUAAAAGAUCUCAGUUUACUUAAAGACUGUGAACCUGAAAGAAUUUCUGAUUGGACUUUUGAUGAAAAUUGUCUUUUCUGUUGCUUGAGAAGAGAUAAAGUAAAGGGACACUUAGUCGGUCUGGAUGAACCAGCUUCGGGAGCUGGGCAAGAAGCUCUGCCUAAACAAGAACAAGCAAAAAUCAUUCGAUUCGAGAGACAAGCAGAAGAGUUCAUCAAUGCAGUCUUUUAUAGAAAAGACAGUCCCUGGGUCUCCGACCCCAAUAUUCCCCUAGUGGCCCGUGAGAUCAUGCAGCGAAUGAUCCAACAAUUUGCUGCUGAAUAUACCUCAAAAAAUAGCUCUACUCAGGACCCCAGCCAGCCCAAUAGCACAAAGAACCAAAGCCUGCCGAAAGCAUCUCCAGUCACCACCUCUCCCACGGCUGCAACUACUCAGAACCCUGUGCUCAGCAAACUUCUCAUGGCUGACCAAGACUCACCUCUGGACCUUACUGUCAGAAAGUCUCAGUCAGAACCUAGCGAACAAGACGGUGUACUCGAUCUCUCCACUAAGAAAAGUCCAUGUGCUGGCAGCACUACCCUGAGCCAUUCUCCAGGCUGCUCCAGUACUCAAGGGAACGGUGAGAAUUCAACAGAAGUGGUAGCCGCAGAUCCUAACAAUCAGUCAAAGUCGCCACUGGAGAAGUUUAUGGUCAAACUGUGUACUCAUCAUCAGAAGCAAUUCAUUCGUGUUCUGAGUGACCUGUACACUGAAUCUCAGCCAGAUACUGAGGACCUGCAGCCUUCUGAUUCUGGAUCAAUGGAUGCAUCCACUUGCAAUGCUGGCUGUGCCCAGCUAAGCACCAAACAUAAGAAAAAGGAUGCUCUGUGUCUCGACAUGAAGUCUCCUACUCCUGUCGAUUUGUUCCUAGACCCACCAGGCUCUCACAGCCCUCUGCACUUGACAGAACAGACCCUGACGGAGCCUCUUCCUGAAACAAACUCUGUAGAUGGGAGGGAGAAUGUCUUGACUGUUGUCCAGAAGGAUCCCUCUGAACUUCCAACCACUAAACCUAACUCUGGCAGUUCAAUGGAUAGUUCUACUCUGGGUUACCUCACUGAAUCGAAUUCUUCCUCCUUGAACUUCUACCAUGUCUCUAAAAGCUUGGAGGGGCAAACCACUGGACAGGAGCAAGACACGAAUGCGAACAUGUGUGAGGACAGUAAGGACCACAUGCAGAGUUCAGCUUUAGUAGAAGGCCUAAUUGCGGUGAAAGUGGCCACUGAGAAUAGUGAGGAGGGCAGUAGCUGUCCUGUUUCUCAAAGAAAUUCAUUCAAAGCUUUAUCAGAAGAGGCUUGGGACUCAGGGUUUAUGGGGAAUUCUUCUAGGACUGCUGACAAAGAGAAUGCUUUACAGUGUAGCUCAAAAACACCUUUGCGCCAGGAUGUAGAGGCAAAUGAACAAGACGCAAGGCCAAAGCAAGAGCAUAGUCUUCACUCACUCGGAAGACAUAAGAUGGGUUACCACUUAUAUCCCAGUGAAAAGGGCCAGUGUGAUCAUUCCAAAGACGGUCGGUUAGCUCCCAGCCCCGUACCAGCUCUACACAAAGCAUCUAACGGACACCCACGCACCAAGAUGCUGUCAACCUCCAUUAAGACAGCUCGGAAAAGCAAAAGGUCAUCAGGGUUGAGGAUAAACGAUUAUGACAACCAGUGUGAUGUUGUUUAUAUCAGUCAGCCCAUAACAGAAUGCCACUUUGAGAAUCAGAGAUCAACACUGUCUUCUCGGAAAACAGCCAGAAAGAGCACCCGCGGAUACUUUUUCAACGGCGAUUGUUGCGAGCUGCCAACCGUUCGCACACUGGCCAGAAAUCUACACUCGCAGGACAAAGCAAGCUGCUCCACACUGGCAUUGGAGGCUGUGGUCACUCCCAAGCAAGCUCUUACAGUUCCAGCCCCUCGACUUCCAGUAGAUGGGCUGCUCCCCAGAGAAGAUAGGCCUGAAGAGCCCAGAAAGGAAUUAACUUCUCUCAAGGAAGGAGAUGGAGACACUUCAUCUGAAAAAGAGGCUCAGGAGCCCGAGAUUUGCCCUGUGCUGAAUGAAUCCAACCCGAGCAGCCCUCCUAGAUCAGAGGGAUCGACAGCCUCCAGCCUGGCCCAGCCUGCCCCUGUUCAACUUCCUGAGGAAGACAUGCCGGAAGGCAGUGGCACGGCCGUGGUUCCUGCAGCGAGCGUGGUACCUUCCCCUGGGGGAGAGUCCUUAGCACUGCUGGAUGCAGAGGGCGUGAGUGUACCCCCAGAGUGUGACCUGGUUCCUCCCACUGAGAGCAUUCCUGGUGGAGACAGGGAAGAAAUCGUGUCUAGGCCUCAUGCUGCUCCUGAAACAGUCAGCAAAGAAGAAAGUCCUCUGUGCGCGGGAAAUCAAGGCUCCCCAAAGGGCUUGGAGCCUCCCCUGAGUCCGGGAGAGGGUGAGGGCAGUCAGAGCGUCGGCACCGAGGCUGAGAGCAGAGACGCGCAGGCGCGGAGCCCCGACCCCCCCGGGAAGGAAAGCAGCACUGAUACUCACGAGGACCCCGGUGAGAGCAAGGCGAGCCAGGCAGCAGGUGGUGCAGAGCAGUCGGGGGGAGAGGGCCGUGAUGUCAAAUGCCUUUCAGAGAAAGAUGUGUGUGAGUCCAACAUUGACUCCCCCGAAGAGAAUAUGGACAGGAAGAGAAAAGGUAGAAAAUUCCCUGAGGCCUCUGAUCGGUGCCUCAGGAGUCAGCUUUCAGAUUCUUCUUCUGCUGAUAGGCACCUAAGGAAUUCGAGUUCAGAUUCUUCCUCUGCUUGUCCCGAUGUGAAGGUUUCUAAAAACCCUGGCACAAAACGUUCUAAAAAAGAAGGGUACUCUGGUGGGACAGCACCCGAGGACUUCCUGACCAGCAGUUUCCACACAGCAGUUCAGGAGGACACUGAAAACCCAAACGUCGAUGAACAGUCCUCUGAGAAGGAUGCUGAGCAGGAGGGCGAAGGAGGUGGCAUCGUUACCAGGCAGACUUUCAGAAGUAUGUUAGCAAAGGAAGUUAAGGGGGAAGAAGGGGAAGUUUCCUCCAUCAGUGACCCCAUAACCACAGCUGGCCAGCCCCUCCCUGGAGAGAGGCUGGAAAUCUAUGUUCAGUCUAAGAUGGAUGAGAAAAACACUCACAUCGCCUCAGCAACUACUCCUUUGAAGAAGGAACCAGAGCAAUCCAAAGAGAAGCCAGGGCCUACGCCCCCGCAGGCUGUAGAGGACGUGGUAGAUGAGGUGGACGGUGGAAGCACCCGGCAGAAGGAGGACGAUAGUGGCACCCCGUCCAGCUCCCUCGGGGCAUCAAAUGGCGGAAGUGGUGACUCUGUCGCACCACCGAAAUCAGCACCCCGGCCUAGAAGAGCGACUUCUUCAACCUACAACCUAAGACAUGCCCAACCUCUGGACUCCGAGCCCGAGAGAGUGACUGCAGGAAAGGAAGCUGCGCAAGUUCACCCAAGGCCAAAGGAAGAAGCGGCGUCAGAGAGCGGGGACCCCUUGGGCGAGGGUGAUGCGGAGACGGUGGUGGAUGAGCAGCCGAGGUUUGUGGAGUGGUGUGCCGAGGAGGAGAACCAAGAGCUCAUCGCCAACUUCAACGCUCAGUACCUGAAAGUGCAGAAGGGCUGGAUCCAGCUGGAGAGGGAAGUGCAGCCGGCACCGAGGGCGAGGAACAGGUCGGAUAAACUGAAGGAGAUCUGGAAAAGCAAGAGAAGGUCUCGGAAAUGCAGGGGCUCACUGGAGGUGCAGAAGUUCUCCCCCGUUCAGAUGCUAUUUAUGACCAACUUUAAGUUGUCGAACGUCUGUAAAUGGUUCUUGGAGACCACUGAAACCCGGUCUCUGGUCAUCGUGAAGAAGCUCAAUACUCGUCUCCCAGGAGACCUCCCCCCUGCCAAGCACCCUCUUCAGAAGUACUCUCCUUCCAGCCUGUAUCCCAGUUCACUGCAGGCCGAACGCUUGAAAAAACAUUUGAAGAAAUUUCCUGGAGCUACUCCUGCUAGGAACAACUGGAAGACACAGAAGCUCUGGGCGAAGUUCCGAGAGAAUCCUGAGCAAGCAGAGGCAGAAGAUGGCAGUGGCGUCAGCCUCAGCCCCGACUCGGAAGACAGCACGGAGGCAGGCAGUGAAGACAGGGGUGGCCAUCCUCCCGCGGACUUGCCCACUGCAGCCAGCACCCGGAUCCUUGGAAAAUAUUCCAAUAUCCGAGGAAAGCUCAGAGCCCAGCAACGUCUGAUGAAGCAUGAGAAAGCCGAAAGCCCGUGUGGUUCGGCUGUGGAAAGUAAACAGAAUCGGACUGGCGUCUGCAUCAACCCUUUAAUGUCUCCCAAGCUCGCCCUGCAGGUGGACGCGGAUGGCUUUCCUGUGAAGUCCAGGAGCACUGAAGGAACCAAGGGAAGGAAAGGGAAGCAGCCGUCUGAGACCUCGCCCCGGGCGGGGGUUCAGAACAGACGCAAGAGAGCAGAAUGCAGCAGUGCCCAGGACAGUCAGGACAAGGGACCAGCAGCGAAAGCCUCCAGAGACAAGCCUGUUGAUGCAACCACCAAAACCCCUUCUGCCAAGAAGCCAGCUGCGAGGGACAGAAACAGCCAGCUGCCCAAAAAGGUGUCUUUGAAAGAGAAUAGAGUGAAGGCCCCUAAGAAGUCCCCUGGGAAGAGCUGCCCUCCCUCCAGGAAAGAAAAGGAGAGUACAAACAGAAGACCUGCCCAGCCCACCUCAGACACACUGACAAAACCUGCGAAACAGAAGGUGGCAAGCGAGGCGUCUUCCAGGUCCCAGAAAGUCACGCACAGGAAGCAGACCAGUGGGAAGGCUCGGGCCAGACCAUUGGCGAAAAGCCCGCAGAACAGUGCGGCCCAGAGGAAGCGGAAGCUGAAGGCAAGGUUGGACCCUUCCCACAGCAAGCGGAGGCGCCUGGACGCCAAGUGAUUGGAAGGCUGCCACCGAGUGAGACUUUCCAUAGAAGUAACCUUUUAUUUUGCAUUAACUAAACCUGCUUUUAUAAGCUUAUCAAGCCUUUCAAAUCUACAGUUGAUCGAGAACACCACGAUUUGAGAUGUCACAAAAUGCGGCUCUGAGAAGGGAACUUGCAGAGUCCUUCUCCGAGACCGAGUAAGGGAAGUUAUAUAUUAUAUCCUGGUUGUUCCUUGGGUUUUAAACUUGGAACCAAGCAGUUUUCGUUUUUAAAAGUACAGUGCCUUAUUUAUCCUUUUUGUUUUUAAAUUUACAAAAGCUAAAAAGCUGAUCUAUGUGAUUAAAGGCUUGUAUUUUAUACUUGAUGCACAAGCACUUGUACCGUAGCCGAGAAGACCAUCCCACACCAGAGGAGCGCUCCAGCAGCCACCUGCAACGUCUGUCCGUGAGCAGGUGCCCUCUCAGCCCCAGCAGUGCCCGCCCUCUGUCCUGUCUGUCUGUUUAAAUGGUAUCUGAUAGCUAAGCCAAAUCAUUUUCAUGGUAUAUGGAGAUUGCAGAGGAUUUAUAGUCAUUAUAAAAGAUUAAUAUUUCUGUUCCUCCCUUUUAAAAGAUCAUAUUUGUUGUUGGUCACUCCUUUCACCUUGAUCUUUUGUCAUUUGGAAAAAAAAGUACCCUAAAUAGUGUGCCCGUGGGACAAAGGGUAUGUCGCCAGUGUUAAUUCUGACCUCUAAAAAUUAUUUGCGUUCCCAAGCUGUAUUCCUAGUUCUUACGGUCUUCAUUUUUGGCCUUGUAAGGUUGCUAGCGCUCUAGCAAGGUUUUCAUCCUACUUGAGGGAUUUUUUUUUUUUCCAAGUGUAACUGUGUUUUGACUACUAGGGUGACAGUGACUCUUCUUUCUUUCUUACCCAGAAAACUUCCGUAUUCAAAGAAAGUCAAAAUGUUAGUUCCAGUAAUAGAAAAGCUUAAGAGUAUGUGUGUGCACAUACAUUUGGGUGCAUUUGCAUGUGAUUACCAGCCGCAGAUGUCCCUCAGUCUAGGGUGUCCAUGAGCUGAGUAACUGGCACAGACAGGCCAGAUGGUUUUAAAGUGGCCCAGUGGGUCUGUGAGCGUCCCCAGUACCACUUUGACACCGAAUUCUUGUAGAAUGUUCUAAACAGCACGUUAUGGAUAGAAGCAGCUCCAGCCUCUCCUAGUGGGCCCACACUCCCUACCCCGGAGCUGACGUCCCCCCGGAAUGCUCAGAUGUGAAGGGACUUGUGGGAGAGGAUGUUCAUUCUGCCUCCUUAGUGCCAGCCUCACAGUCAAAUGUUCGUGUCACUCCUGUGAGUAUCGUGCCAGGCUCGCUCCGUGGCAUGGGAGUGAGAACUGCAGUCUUUGAUGUGUCCGAGUGAGGCCUGAGA